UAGCAUUGGUCUAAAGAUUGUUUUGCGCUCUUCAAAACUACAGUGGAUUCUUUUCAAGAACGCUUGUUUUCUCCGGUUCAAGACACAAAGAAGCGCGCAAUCUUCCUCUGCAAGAACAAGAAUUCCAGCUCAGCAGCCGUCAUCCCCCCGGUUCGUUCGUACCUCCAUUUGUCCCCCCUGAAUUCUGUCGUUGUCAACCGAGUUGCGGCGUUUCUUGCUCUCAGGGUUCGGUUCUUGGUCGACCCGGGAUCGAUCACUGAGACAAGCUUCCCUUUUCCUUUUCUGGGUUGCCCUUUUUAGGAUCGGUUUUUCACUUGGGAAUGUUGUUUGAAGAAUUUGAAGCGAUAUUUGGGGAGCCCAGGGUGGAAUGGUCGAGCGGAGGAGCUCAUCCGCUGCGGCGGUUGUUGUAUUAUGUCCACGCUCCGGACCCUUCUCACCUCAGGAUCCACGUCACGGAUUUCCACUCCAACACUUGGGAGGCCAUUCGCUCUGUUCAUCAGCUCGAGGACAUGAGGGACAACAUUGGGAUUGGUGGCUCUUGGUCUGAGUUCAUUGACUAUUUCGUGGCUUCAAUAAAGUCUGAAGAUGUAAAAGUUGUUCUGCAUGGACAAUCGGACUCAGGGGCUACAUCUGCAAAGUUAGUUGCUCAGAAAGCCAAAGGAAUGCCAUUGAUAUUUGUUACUCUUGUAAAACUUGUGGAUUUUGCUGCAAGGGAGGUGAUGGGCAACCUGUCAAUGCAGCUAUUCAUGGCAUUCAAGAACACUCAGACUUCACUUGCAGAAGAACAAGAACACAAUCACCAGUUGACAAAGCCUGUAACUGCUGAAAAGAAUGAAAGCAUCCAGAACAAACUUGAGUCAUUUUCGAAGAAGCAGAAGUUGCCCAUAACAAGCGCGUUGGCCAUGUCAGAUGCUUCAGACCCUUCUACAGAGAAAGUAGUAGCACAAGAUGCAAGCUCAAAAAGAGUUACUAAUCGUGUUGUCCCUGCUCAUAGGAGGUCAAAAGUAAGGGGUGUGCUCCUGCAAAAUCCUGAAGAUGUAUAGCUAGACGUGGGAAGUUAUCCUUCAAGAUGGUUUACUUUGUUCUGUAAGUACAACAUAAGGUGUCGGAAUCAGGAACAAGAUGUUACACCCAACCCUUAGGAUAAACACUUAGUUUUUUAUUUUUAUUUUUGAAGUUAUAAUUUCAAGUCUGUACAUGUUUGUGAAAUCUAAUUGAGCUGGUACAUAGUCUUGCCUAGAAGGUCUUGCAAUUUAUGGCGUAUGAGUUUCUGCUAACUGGAAGAGGGAAGUCAUCAUUUACUUAAGUUUUUUAUUUGCAAUAUGUAACGUAUUGAUGAAUUACAUUGGGAGAGUCUCUGCAUCUUAUUUAGUAAAUGCUUGCUAAAUUUCCAUGUUGU
This is a messenger RNA of Syzygium oleosum, 1399 nucleotides long. RefSeq lists its product as uncharacterized. NCBI's taxonomy places the organism in Eukaryota, Viridiplantae, Streptophyta, Magnoliopsida, Myrtales, Myrtaceae. The transcript is spliced from 7 exons. The record is from RefSeq and is a predicted model, not a curated record. The coding region runs from base 321 to 1043 and encodes 240 amino acids.